Acanthoscelides obtectus is the source of this 636-nucleotide messenger RNA. The record is from the annotation of a GenBank genome assembly. NCBI's taxonomy places the organism in Eukaryota, Metazoa, Arthropoda, Insecta, Coleoptera, Chrysomelidae.
AUGGAUAUUUACAUUCUUGUGGAAAAGGGACUUGAACUCACACUGGAUGCCAAUGGGCCCCUCUGCCCUUUAGUCGUCGCAAGCAAAAAAAAUACUUCCCUGCCUAUUUACAUGGGCAGCAAUAAAUCUCCAUUGACGCUGCUAGCGAAGAAAGAGAAGAGGGAGACUUGGUCCAGUCCAGACCGGACAUACCGGCCGGCGCGGCGGAAGGUUAUAUACCGGAAUAACUGCUUAACGCCCCAACAGCAGCUGUUGUUACCACUGCGCAAUGGAAGUUUUUUAACUGUUGCUGGACAUUUUGCUGGGGUUUCCAAAUCAACUGCAUCCAAAACAGUCCGAAGAUUCUUAAAAGUACUAACGACAAAUGAAUACCUAAACGAAAGUGAAAUGAAAUGUUCGAAGAGCCGAGUCGAACCACAACUUUUCGUGGCUUGUCUUGGACCGGUCAUCAUCAUCACGAUGGCCGGUCUGGUGUGCAUGUGUUCGCCGAGGUUCUUCUUUGUCUUGGAACUGGUAUCGGCGGUGAAGAUGAAAACGCCGCACCGCGCCGUGACGUCGCUGAAGAUGCAAAGCGUACAUGAUUACAGGACGGUGUCCAAGAUCUUCCACAAAGAGCUUGUCAGUUUGAACGAAUAA